AUGGGCGCUCAGGGCCCCGGCUGCGCUCCGCCUAUGCCCGAGGGAGGCUCAGAGGACCGAGGGCCGCGGUCCGCAGCAGGCCCGAAUCAGACACCUCCGGGGCCACGUGGCCCUGAGCCACGAACGGGAGUGGGCAGGGGGGGGCGCCGACAGGGGGCGGGCCUGGAGAGGCCCAGGGCGGGAGGGCGCCGAGACCUCCGCGCCCCUCACCCCAACCCCAAGCCCAGGCAUGCACGCCCGACCGGCCGCUCGGGAUCCCGGAAACACUCCGGGCCCCCGGGCCGGGCCAUGUUUGCUGGCCAGGGUUGCCGGUGUCGGGCUGAGGCUCCCCGGACAGCGGGCGGGCCAGGCCGGGUCGGGUCGGGUGUGGAGCCGGAGCCGCGUCCCGAGCGGCGGCUGCAGCGAGGCCGGGAAAGGCGGGCCGAGGCCCCGCCCCCCCAGGCGCAGUUCCCCGUCCGGCCUGGCGAGGGCGCCGGCGCGGCAGAUCAGGUGACCGAGCGCUCGUCCGGGGCUGCGGGGAAGCGGCCUCGUUCUCAGCCGCCAGAGACGCCGCCGCCUCCGCCACACCUAGUGGAGGAGCCGGGGAAGGCGGCUCGGCGGUCGGGGCCGGGGCGGAGAGCGCCCGGGCUGGGGACGGAAGGGCGGCGGACCGAAGGCAGGAGGCUGUCGGGGCGCGGGCUGCUGCGGGGAAAGGGACGAAGAGGCGUCCGCCGCGGCUCGCUCUGUCCACCCGCACGGGAUUGGGGCGCGAGGGCCAUGGACGCGCUCCCCUGA
Rangifer tarandus platyrhynchus (Svalbard reindeer) is the source of this 774-nucleotide messenger RNA. Lineage: Eukaryota; Metazoa; Chordata; Mammalia; Artiodactyla; Cervidae. The record is from the annotation of a GenBank genome assembly.